GUCCCAGCCAGAGUACUGAAGCUGGCGCCCCAGCCAGGACCGGGAGCCAGCCAGCCCUGAACUUGCAACUCAUGACCUUGAGUGACUGGAGAAGGAAGGAAAGGAGUACUUCUUGCCACCACUCCCAGCCUCAGCCUCGGAGGAUGCGGCUCCUUGGGAAACUGCGCGCCUCCGCUCCGGAGCCUGCUUUCUCCAACGUGCUCACCCCGGCCCGCAUCCCCGAGUUCUGCAUCCCGCCCCGGCUGCCCGCGCCCUGCGCACCCGAGUCUCCGCCUCCGGCCGCGGCUCUGCCGCGGCGCUGCGCCGCUGAGCCAGACCUGUGGCCCGGAGGAGCCUACGGUGCCGCGGGACACACGGACUGGGACCCACGCUCGCAGGCCGCGCUCUCGCUGCCGCACCUGCCGCGCGCGCGCACCGCCUACGGCUUCUGCGCGCUGCUCGAGAGCCCGCACACCCGCCGCAAGGAGUCACUCUUCCUCGGGGGCGCCGGCGCCGCUCCGCUCCUGCUCCCGGGAGCAGCCCCGGUCCCCGACCCCGCGAUCCCCGCCGGCCCACGGCAGACCCCGGACGUGCCCAAGCCGCCGCCCCGCGCCCACCGCCUCCUGCGCGCCCCCGAAGGACUGCUGAGCCGCGCGCUGCGGGCCCGGAGGAGCCGUACCCUGGCGCGCGCCCGCUCCGUGUCCAGCGGGGACGACGACGACGACGAGCGCGGCGCCGGCUCGCGGCCCCCGGCCCGGGCCCCCUCCGCGUCCCCGCCGCCGCCUCCACCGCCUGGCCCCGACCCGCGGCCCGAGCGCCUGGAGGCCGAGGGCACCGUGGCCCUGGGCCGCGACGGGGGCGCCCUGCGCCUGGCAGCCGAGUACAGCCGGGCCAGCGGGCGGCUCCGCGUGCGGCUGCUAGGCGCCGAGGGCCUCCCCGCAGGGACCGCCGAGCCCCGAGCCGUGGGCUGCCGCGUCAGCUUCGUCCUGCGCUCUCCAGGCAAGACGCGCCCGCAGCGCAGCGCCGUGGUGCGGCCGAGCCGCAAGGCCGCCUUCGACCAGGACGUGUGCCUGGACGGGCUGUCGGAGGAGCAGGUGCGCCGCCUGGCCGUGCGCGUCCAGGCGGAGAAGCGGGGCCGCGGCCGCGAGCGGGGCCGCCGGCUGGGCCAGGGUGAGCUGCUGCUGGGCUCCCUGCUGCUCCCCUGA
Messenger RNA from Neogale vison (American mink), 1184 nucleotides. RefSeq names its product C2 calcium-dependent domain-containing protein 4A-like. The record is from RefSeq and is a predicted model, not a curated record. Bases 72 to 1184 code for a protein of 370 amino acids. Lineage: Eukaryota; Metazoa; Chordata; Mammalia; Carnivora; Mustelidae. The transcript is spliced from 2 exons.